This is a messenger RNA of Hordeum vulgare subsp. vulgare (domesticated barley), 2302 nucleotides long. RefSeq names its product protein JINGUBANG-like. The transcript has a single exon. Gene Ontology annotation, molecular function: protein binding. The coding region runs from base 841 to 1995 and encodes 384 amino acids. NCBI's taxonomy places the organism in Eukaryota, Viridiplantae, Streptophyta, Magnoliopsida, Poales, Poaceae. The record is from RefSeq and is a predicted model, not a curated record.
UUUACUGUGGUUCUUGAGCAUGUUUACAGUGAUGCAUGCAAUGGUGCAUGUUUACAGUGAUGCAUGCAAUGGUGCAAGGAACCGACGGACCUUAUCGGUUACGGUUAUCACUAUCAAGUGACCUGCACAUGGAGAAAAGAUGAGACCACGGUCCAGUGAUCAUUGGCUUUGCUGGAAGAACAUGCAUGUUGGAAGGUGGGGAGAAAGGAGAGGGAAUGAAAUGAAGCUAUAGCCUAUAUGUACUCCGGAACAAGCAAGGCAAGCCCAUGUUACCCUGUUAGUGUUAGGCAUAAAUCCCUUGAUCUGGUAAGGCAUUUCUGACCUACUUGACCUCCUGCUUCUUAAAAUCUCAUCUUCUUUUCCUGCUAGAAUUUUUGCUUUCUUCUGCAAUAAAUAACAACUGCAUAGAAAUGAUGCAGAUGAUUUUAAUUUUGACUGCAUGUUACAUACCAGGAAUCCUGUCCUCAUAUUCUCACGCGUUUUCAGCCAAAAAGGGAAGAAAUUCGAAAGCAUUCUAAACCGCCUUUUGCCCUACUUGUGUACCUGUCAGUUGAAUUUCCUCCACUCCAUCCAUCUUGAGCUAGCUUUCUGAAACACAUCAAUUACAAGAUAACAAGAAUACGUGUUCAGCCCACUUGCUGUGCUGCUGCUAUAAAGACGUGCCGCUCGUCAAUCUCCACAGCCUCUUACUAUAAUCUUCUCUAUCUCUGCAUGCAGAUUGCUUGCUUGCUUAUCUCAUUGCUUUUGCAUAAUUGCCCUGAGAUCCUGCCUUUCUGCUAUUUUAAUCCAUGAUUUCAUCUUGCAGUUGCAGACAAGAACAGCAAGGCCAGGUCCAGCAAUAUGAGCCUGAACUCUGAAGAAGGUUUGAUGUGCCAGGCUAUAUCACACUCGUCACAAUCGAGUGCCCCUUCCCUGAGCUCAUGCCACUACCAGUGCGUCUCCACACUCAGAGGCCACUCCUCCUACGUGUCUGGCCUCGCCGUCGACGGCAAUUCGCUCUACGUCGCCUCGUCGGACGGACACAUCAGGAUGUGGCCACUGGACAUGGGCAGCACGACCGUGCAACAGCAGGGCUCUGUUGUUGCCGUCACUGAUAGCUCCAUAAAGUGCCUCAUGGCCACCAGCGAUGGUCUUCUCAGCGCUCACCAGGACGGCAAGAUCCGGGUGUGGCAGCCGGCCGGCCGGCGGAAAGACGGGAGCAGCCACCUCGCCCUGCACGGCGUGCUGCCGACCACCGCAGACUGCCUGCGCACAUUCCUGUUCCCCAAGAACUACGUCGACGUCCGGCGGCACAGGAGCCGCACCUGGGUGCACCACGUGGACGCGGUCACCGCGCUCGCCCUGUCCCCGGACGGCGGGUACAUGUACUCCGUGUCCUGGGACCGGAGCCUCAAGGUGUGGCGCCUGCCCAGCCUCCGCUGCGUGGAGUCCAUCGCGCCGGCCCACAACGACGCCAUCAACGCCGUCGCCGUGUCGUCCGACGGGCACAUCUACACCGGGUCGGCCGACCGGACGAUCAAGGCGUGGAGGCGAUACCCGGGGCAGAAGAGGCUCGCGCUGGUUGGCACCAUGGAGCGGCACAGGUCGGCAGUGAACGCGCUGGCGAUGGGCGUCGGCGGGCUGGUUCUCUACUCCGGCUCGUGCGACCAGUCCGUCGUCGUGUGGGAGGGCUUCGACGCCGGAGGAGCGGCGGUCACCAGUACGCUCAGGGGGCACGCCAAGGCGGUGCUGUGCCUGGCCGCCGCCGGCGACGUGGCGUGCAGCGGGUCCGCGGACAGGACGGUGAGGGUGUGGCGGCGGGGUGCGGAGGGUGGGUACUCCUGCUCGGCCGUCCUGGACGGCCAUGGCGCGGCCGUGAAGAGCCUGGCAUUGGUGUUGAUGGGAGGCGACCACGACAGCGAGCGCGAGGAGAGCCCGCGAGGUGGCUGUUCCGCUCUGGUUUGCAGCGGUUCGUUGGACUGCGAUGUGAAGAUCUGGAGGGUGUCUUUGACUUGAUUAUUAGAGGUAGGUCUAAGCCGGCUUCAUGUCUGUAUUUUGAUCCGUGCAUGCCAUGAAGAUCGGGCCUUUGUCUCACUGGCUAUCUUGUGUACUUCCAUGGUGCGUUUAUUGGGGAGGUCACUGAUCUUCAAGUUGAGUUGAGAUGAGUUGAAGGGAAAGUUGUAUGUUUGGGAACGGAGGUGGACGUCCCAAUCGGGAUGGGUCUCAGUUAGUUUGUCAUAUGUGUUUGUCCAUGAAUAUACUACGCACUAGUGGCAGUGGCGCGAUUGGGCGGCUACCGGAGUGGUCAGUAUUCAACGUGGAA